Molecule: messenger RNA, 2599 nt
Organism: Sceloporus undulatus (fence lizard)
Lineage: Eukaryota; Metazoa; Chordata; Lepidosauria; Squamata; Phrynosomatidae
Gene: RAB21
Product: RAB21, member RAS oncogene family
Exons: 7
Coding region: 233-931 (232 amino acids)
Biological process (GO): Rab protein signal transduction
Molecular function (GO): GTP binding; GTPase activity
Source: RefSeq, a predicted model, not a curated record
GCCGCGUCGCGUGACCGAUGACGUAGGAGGAAGAAGAAGGCCGCCGACGCCAUUUGAGGGAGGCCGAGCGAGGGGGGUGUUUCGGUUUGGCUCUUGCUGCUGCGCCCGAGGCCGGCCCCGCUUCUUCUUCUUCUUCUCCUCCUUCGCGUUCCGUCCCCUCUUCCUCGCUCUGCCCGCUCCGUAGGGGUCUCGCUGUGGCUGAUGUGAGGCCUUGGCGGCCCCUUGGCUGCGGAUGGCGACGGCAGCGGCCACUUCAGGCGCAGGUGCUGGGACUGCUGCUGCUGCUGCUGCUGGCGGCGGGCGGAGCUUCUCCUUCAAGGUGGUGCUGCUCGGGGAAGGCUGCGUAGGGAAGACCUCCCUGGUGCUCCGCUACUGCGAGAACAAGUUCAACGACAAGCACAUCACCACCCUCCAGGCAUCUUUUCUAACAAAGAAACUGAACAUCGGAGGAAAAAGAGUAAACCUAGCAAUAUGGGAUACAGCAGGGCAAGAGAGAUUUCAUGCACUGGGUCCCAUUUACUACAGAGAUUCUAAUGGAGCUAUUUUAGUGUAUGAUAUAACAGAUGAAGACUCUUUUCAGAAGGUAAAAAACUGGGUCAAGGAAUUAAGAAAAAUGUUGGGAAAUGAAAUUUGUCUAUGCAUAGUUGGUAACAAAAUAGACUUGGACAAGGAAAGACAUGUCUCUGUUCAAGAAGCGGAAACGUAUGCAGAAUCAGUUGGAGCAAAACACUAUCACACAUCGGCCAAACAGAACAAAGGAAUAGAAGAACUCUUUCUUGACCUGUGUAAAAGAAUGAUAGAAACGGCGCAAAUUGAUGAGAGAGCACGAGGCAAUGGUUCCAGUCAGUCAGGAGCUGGAAGGCGUGGAGUACAGAUAAUUGAUGAUGAGCCAGCAGUUCAGAGCAGUGGAGGAUGUUGUUCAUCUGGAUAAUUGCAUAAGACUGUGCAUCUUGGCUCCUUAGUGAAGACUGCCAUAUUCAAGUCUCAUUCUUUAUCAGUGGAGAAUUGGAAUUAACAGUAUUUAAAAUCAUUUGUAACAAUUCAGUACCAUUAAGUGCUAAACUAGUGAAGUAUGUGACCAGAGAAUUGGCAUUUUCUACAAUGGUUAACAAAGCAAACCAAUGGCCUUUUUACAUGUUUCUUUAAUAAUGAAUAAUAUUGCAUGUGGGAAAGACUUAUGGCUUCAUUUAUAUUUUAAAUGAGAUCAUUAUUUAAUAACUUAUAUACACUAUUGGAAUGAGACAUUUUUUGCAGCCCUUUGUAUUUUGUGGUGGAUUGAACUGUAUCACUUCAAAAUUGCAAAUUGAUUUCUUUUUAAUUAGCAAAUACCUGAUACUAUUUUUGCAGGGAUGGCAUCAAGUUAUAACUGUCUGACUACUUUGAUAUAUUCAUCCUGUAUUCCAUGCUGGUAAAAUAAAUUGUAAAAUACAUAUUAAAUAUUUUAUCUGCUUUUACAAGUCAGGUGCAAAAAUAUGUAUAUUAGUCUUUUCAGUGAUUGUGAAGUGAAUAACAGUUGAUGAAAAGAUAACAGGUUUGAUUACCUAUUAUACACUUUUCUCCUUGUUAGCUGGUGACUAUUUUUUGCUUGCUCUGAAGUUUCCACACGUUUUUGAAUAUUUUCUGGCAAGUAUUGGUCUAACAUUUAGGUCCAAGAAUGUAGUUGGAGUGUUGUGAACUGCUGCUACACUUAAAUCUACUAAUGGAAUUUUGACAUGCCUAAAAUAUUCAAUGGCUUCAGCAACUUAAAUGGCACAGGGUCUUGGCCUUUUCCAUCUGAUAAUCACUAAACAAGAUCUGCUCAUAAAACUUUUGAUGUCUUAAAUCCUUGCUUCCUUGUGUAAUGAUUUUUCUACCUGUUGAAAAACCAAUACAAGGUGAAAAUAGGUUGACUCAAUGGUUUUCUUUUCAUAGGUGAUUGAAAAUUGGGAGGAACCUGGCUAUCAUUCUUGUAUAGGCUUUGUUUUAAAUCCACUUUGUUUUUCAGUUAAAUGAAUUUUGAACAUCAGUAUAAAGUAAGCCAUCUUUCGAAGGAACAGAAACAUGGAAAAUAAACCUGGAACUGCUUUCAUCAAGGCUAGAGCAGAAUAUUUUUGACUUGAGGGAAAUUUCACUUAUUUUGUAAACAUUUUGGUUAAGAAAAUGCCAGUACAUAGUUUGGCCUUUAGAAACAGGCUCAUGUGAUUCUAAAAUCACAUGUGGUGAUUUGAAUUUUUUGGAUUAAAAAAUUAUGGAUAUGCAUGCAGGAACAUCAGAAUAGUCACACAGGGAAUCUGACACACAUCCUAUUAACUUCAUUUUCUAGAACCUGACACAGUAACUUUUAAGAGCAAUAGUUUUAGAAAACACUGCAUGCAUUGAUUAUCCCACCCAAGUUUACACUGAAAUUAACUCACAUUUGUGGGAAGAAAUUAGCUGUCACACAUGGCCAUGAUUUAAUAUGUACAUUGUACUCUGUACCUUAAUCCUUACCGAAAUUGUAAAUUAGAUUAUCUGUUAAAAUACAUAAUGUGUAAGUGGCUCAUUUACUGUGACUUCUAUUAUGUGCUGCUGUAAGCUGCUUUAUCUUUAUUAAAUAUUCAUAUUUCAUAUCUUCUACUUA